AUGAGUUCGUUCAGCACUCGCGCUCUUACCCUGCUCUCCUCAGUGUUCGGGGCGUGUGGGCUCCUCCUGGUGGGCGUGGCCGUCUCUACAGAUUAUUGGCUGUUGAUGGAGGAGGGAAUCGUACUCCAGCAGAACCAGACCACAGAGGUGAAAAUGGCACUGCACUGUGGGCUCUGGAGGGUCUGCUUCGUCGCAGGUCCAGAGAAGGGUCGCUGUGUGGCCUCGGAGUAUUUCACUGAACCAGAGAUCGAGAUCACCACAGAGAACACAGCCAACAUCCUCAAAAUGGUUCGGACCGCCACCCCGUUCCCGAUGGUCUCCCUGCUCUUCGUGUUCACGGCGUUUGUCAUCAGUAACAUCGGACACAUCCGACCUCAGCGCACCAUCCUCGCCUUUGUCUCCGGGAUCUUCUUCAUCCUCUCAGGUCUGAGUCUGGUGGUGGGUCUGGUGCUGUACAUCUCCAGCAUAAACGAUGAGGUCAUGAACCGUCCUCGAGAAGCAGAGCAGUUCUUCCACUAUCACUACGGCUGGUCCUUCGCCUUCGCCGCCUCCUCCUUCCUGCUCAAAGAGGGGGCAGGUGUCAUGUCCGUGUACCUCUUCAUGAAGCGAUACGCAGAGGAAGAGCUGUACCGACCCCACCCCGCUCUCUACCGCCCCCGCAUGUCCGACUGCAGCGACUACAGCGGUCAGUACCUGCACCCGGACUCCUGGCCUCCACCCAAAAGGGGGCGCAGCGGUUCCGACGUCUCCUCGGACAUCUCCAUCCAGCUCACCCAGACCCCGCCCCCUCAGCAGCAACAAGCCACGCCCCCCUCCUCAUCGGGACCUUCGUCAGCAGCAAGCUACCAGCUCCAGCCCGCGUCUUCCUCCUCUUCAUCAUCGUACCCUCCGCACCCAUUGCACCCAGGGGCGACACCGAGCACCUCCACCCUCCCCCGAUCGUCCCACCCGCAGCACCCACACCCCAGUGGACCGCCACCCCAGUCCAUACCGCUACAACCACCGGCCGCAGUGCCUCCUCCCCGCUACCAAGCACACAUGCGGAUGAGCGCAUCACCAUGCUAGGCUAACACUAAGGGGCUAAUGCUAAAAAGCUAAAACAUCUGGGUUAUUUCUGUAUACAGGGCUAUAGAGUUAGCAUAACAGGAUUGUGGACAGUAGUAUGGACAAUAUGAAAUCAUUUAAGACUAUUGCAUCAGCUGUUGUUGUAAUUUUAGGUUUUACGGCUCGGCACUUUACGUUUUCUUACAUUUACUUAGGCUAGCUAGCUGUGGUUAGUUUGGCAGGCAGCAUGUACUAACCCGAUUCUGAAUAAGUUGAAAGAAUGGACAAAUGUAGCCUACAUAAAAAAGAAUGAAACUGUUU
Molecule: messenger RNA, 1365 nt
Organism: Periophthalmus magnuspinnatus
Lineage: Eukaryota; Metazoa; Chordata; Actinopteri; Gobiiformes; Gobiidae
Gene: cacng7a
Product: calcium channel, voltage-dependent, gamma subunit 7a
Exons: 5
Coding region: 1-1065 (354 amino acids)
Biological process (GO): postsynaptic neurotransmitter receptor diffusion trapping; calcium ion transport; neurotransmitter receptor transport, postsynaptic endosome to lysosome
Cellular component (GO): postsynaptic density membrane; AMPA glutamate receptor complex
Molecular function (GO): channel regulator activity; voltage-gated calcium channel activity
Source: RefSeq, a predicted model, not a curated record